AGCCAUCAACCAUCAACCAUCACAUUUACAUCUCUACAUUUCUGCUUAAGGUCACACUCACUACUUUCGAGGACGAGAGUCUUCGCUCUCGACAUCGCCGGGCUCUGCACAAGAUGCCUCGAUACUCUCCCGCUCCUCUCCUUACCAACCCUAGACCCUCCACACCUCCGACGCCUCACCGCACCCAUUCCCACCAGGACGGUGGAAACUCACCUGCAACCUCAUUAUUCGGCACCGGUAAUGUCACUCAUGGAGGCAUAUUCUCCAACCCUAUGCAAGGCCAACAGCAGCAGCAGCAGCAGCAGCUGAGCAGCCACACUACCGGAAGCAGCGGUAUCGCAUGGGGUGGUAGCGCCACUGGCAAUCUCUUUCAACAGUCCCAUGCCUCUCUGUCGUCUCCUUCCUCCUCGCAACAUGUUCAAUGGGGAUCCACCCCAUCUGCUCUUCCCGCUUCGAUACAGUGGGGAUCCACUUCCUCCUUCUCAGCUGGGCCGAGCACGGCACAUGUCUCGACACCCUCCUCAUCCACUCAUCACAACGACCCAUUCUCUAGCGCCACUCCCCAGCAUAAUCUCUCACCGUAUAGCUUGCCGGAUAAGACUCGCAAGUCAGAGUCGAAGCGCAAGCGAAUGCAAGAAGAGGACGAGGAUGAAGAAAUGGGAGGACCAACGGUGGCUCUGCAGUCCAGCCCAGAGAGGGGUGGCGGAGGCGGCGGCGAAGGUGGAAUAAGACCGACGAUUGGUGGACAGGGAAGGAACCUUGUGCCGAAGAGGAUCAGAGCUGGUUUGGGAGGAGUGCUAGGCUUAGAUGAAGGCAUAGGACCGGCGUUAGGCUCGAGUUCGACAGCAAAUGCCAGCGCAAAGGGCAGCAAUGUGAAGGAAGAUGAUCAUAAGACCACAAGCAGUACUGUUGAUCUGGGGAAGAUGCUUGCCUCGUUGGACAAACCGAACCUCCUAUCGCUGCUAUCUUCGCUGCUGUCACAACACCCCGAGAUAAUCUCCUCCAUCCAUACUCUCCUGCCUCUUCCAACCCUGGAGUCAGUCAACCAGUCACUCGAUGCCUACGAAGCUGCUAUCAAGUCUGCUCUACCUUUCAAUGCACAGAAUGUAUCUAUUCGAUCUGAAUACACCUGGAAUCGCUUGCGAGGGCCUGUAGGAGAAUUGGUCUCUGGGAUUCAGGGAUGGAUGGACUUCUUUCACGCCAAGGAAGAGCAAGAGAAUGAGAGUGGGGGUGUACAUCCAUCGACGAUGUUUUCCUUGCUACAUACAAUUACGGCGCGAACUAUCAAGAUCCAAAAGGAUCUUCUGCCAACUGUACCUGAUCAGUGGAUUUCAGGUUCCUCGUCUCUGCAUUCCUCUGCUGGAAGAGAUCGGUCUGCAUUAUCAUCGGGUAGCUCUUCGAGUCAGCAAGUGCUUUUCUCUGCGCUUCCUACGGGCCUACUUUCGCCCGCCAACCCUAAUGCUCUGCUUACCACCCUGCUACCCCUUCUUCUCGGAGCCUGGGACGGCCUCUUGGCCCGCAUUGCCAAUGACAUCAAUGGCAAAGGCAAGAUGUUUGGGCGGGAAGUCGUGGUGACUUGGCUAAGAGGCGUCGAGGGCCUUGCGGGCGGAGACAUCGCUGCUUCGAGCUCAGGAGAGAGCGAAGAGGAUGGUCAGCGACUGGAAGUAUUGCGAGCUGUGCAGAAGUCGCUGAAGGGAGUGGAAGCCGACUUCAAGCGGGAGAUUGGGUGGGUGGUGGGUCUGUUUUGAGUGCGGUAUUGGAGGAGUAGGGCGUCCUCCUGGAGCAUUGGUCAUUUCUGUGUUUCACCUUGAGUUUCCGUACCCACAUUUUGAUAUCCCCGUCUCUCCUAUGAGAGCAUCUCAACGCAUCAAUCAUUGUUUCUUCAC
Microstroma glucosiphilum is the source of this 1886-nucleotide messenger RNA. RefSeq lists its product as hypothetical. Lineage: Eukaryota; Fungi; Basidiomycota; Exobasidiomycetes; Microstromatales; Microstromataceae. The transcript is spliced from 2 exons. Gene Ontology annotation, biological process: nuclear protein quality control by the ubiquitin-proteasome system; proteasome localization. Gene Ontology annotation, cellular component: nucleus. Bases 114 to 1748 code for a protein of 544 amino acids. The record is from RefSeq and is a predicted model, not a curated record.